This is a messenger RNA of Penicillium cataractarum, 711 nucleotides long. RefSeq names its product OBAP family protein. The transcript is spliced from 3 exons. Lineage: Eukaryota; Fungi; Ascomycota; Eurotiomycetes; Eurotiales; Aspergillaceae. The record is from RefSeq and is a predicted model, not a curated record. Bases 1 to 711 code for a protein of 236 amino acids.
AUGGCAUCCUGCGCCAAGAACUCCGCAUCAGAGUCGAGUGAGAUCCCAGGAGAUCCUCGCACCGCCAAGAGUCGCGUACUCGAAAGUGGCGCUGCAAUGGCUCAAGACUUCACGCCCGUCAAACAAAUAUGUGCGCAUCUAAAUGCAUUCCACGUUUACGCGGACGAACCCACGCGAUGUAUCGAAUCGAACCAUUAUUGCACACACCUGACGGAGGAUGUCCGACAAUGCUUGAUCUACGACUCGCCCGAGGCCAACGCACGCCUCCUCGGCGUCGAAUAUAUGGUCUCUCCACGAAUUUUCAAAACGCUUCCACCCGAAGAAAGAAAAUUGUGGCACACGCAUGAGUUCGAGGUUAAGAGCGGCAUGCUUAUCAUGCCUACGCCUAAGGGCAUGCCCACCGUAGUAUGGGAAGCGGCCGAGACGGCCGAGAUGGAGGAUAUCGCACCCGUGUAUGGCAAGACGUAUCACAUGUGGCAGGUUGAUCGGGGAGAUCCCGUACCUAUGGGCCCGCCGCAAUUGAUGGGGAGCUUCACGUCGCCUGAGACGGUCGAGAAAGCGCAUAAGGGUGGGAUGGACGGGUUACUUCGGGACCGAGAUGAGAGAUUUGGGGUUGAUUAUCGGACGAAGGCGAAGAAGAGGGAGGGUAUUGUGCCCGUUGAAAAGCAUCCUGAUGCCGACGCAAUAUGGAAGUCGGAUGGGAAGAACUGA